GGGAUUUCAUCUGGCGGAACGACUCUUCAUAUCCGCCGCUUCGCCUGUGAGGUCCUUUGGCCACGUGGCUGGAGAGAUUUAGGUUAUGUCGCUUCAAGAUCAAACCAUCCCCAGCGCUAUGAACAAAGGAAGCUCCUUUGCAAAGAGACCCGAAGCGGUUACCCAGAAAUCAGAGAAUUGCAAGAGCUUCAAGGCUAUUUCCAAGUACUUCUCUGAGGAAGAGUGGGCAAAACUUGGAUACUCAGAUAAAGUCACCUAUGUGUACAUGAAAAGAAACUACGACACCAUGAGUGGUCUAGGUCUCAAGACCGCCCUCCCAGCCUUCAUGUGUCCUAAAAAACGGGCCACUAAAUCCACUGGGCAUGAUUCUGCUGAAGGCCAGCACCCUGAGAAUGAGAAUAAACCUCUUCAGGAGGAUUCUGAUGUGCAAAAGAGAAAACUCCUGAAGGUGAUGAACAAGAAACCAAAGGAAGAAAAUGAUUUGGACCCAGCGCCAGUAGCACUUGGCUCUGAGCAGGCUCAGAAACAGCAGAGCCGCCCAGAAGGAGCGAGUACCUCUGGUAAACAGCUUGAGAAGAGACCAGGAUCCAAGAAAGGGAAGAAUAGUUGUGCCUAUAGACUGCGCGAAAGAAAGAACCUAAUAGUAUAUGAAGAGAUCAGUGAUCCCGAGGAAGAUGACAAAUUCUGAUGUUACAAGUGCCCAUGAUAAGAAGCAGAACCUGGUGGCCUUUCAUGAACAUGGGCAUGGCUGUGAAUUCCUAGCCAUCAGGUGUAUAGCAAGUAAAAGAAAGAGUUCACAAUAGUGAAAAGUUAAAUGUGAUUUUUGUUACUGUGUGCCAAAUAUUCUGUUAGAUGUAAGAGUUUUGCUAAUGUGCAA
Molecule: messenger RNA, 877 nt
Organism: Hyaena hyaena (striped hyena)
Lineage: Eukaryota; Metazoa; Chordata; Mammalia; Carnivora; Hyaenidae
Product: protein SSX1-like
Exons: 8
Coding region: 86-688 (200 amino acids)
Biological process (GO): regulation of DNA-templated transcription
Cellular component (GO): nucleus
Source: RefSeq, a predicted model, not a curated record